UGUCUAUGCUAUAAGAGUCAUAUUAAAUAUUAAUACUAUAGCCGUUUUAAGUUUUACGAUUUAAUUUUUUUAUUUCUAUUCAUAAUUCAAAUCAUAAGUUCAGUUCUCCAGCGUGUGAAACAAAACUUGAUUGUGACGUCCUCUUGAUAAAGUGAUGUAAUUAAAACAAAUUACGGCAGAUUACAAUAAUAUCUAACUACCUCAAUAAUAAUAAUAUUAUAAUUUGGCACUCGUACCUAUAAUAUUAUAAUAACGUCUAACGCGUAUAAACCCACGAUGACUCAACGAGCGUCCGGAUCCCUACCUAUAACUCGACGCGACGAUGAGUAUUUACAUAUUAUUAUAAUAUAAGAAGACUUGAUUUUUGUUUCACAAAACGCUCAGCCAAUUUAAUACCGCUCGACGUAUUCGUGGACUGUGGAGAUUCGUUCGCGCGCCACUAUCCAUCAUUGUGCAGUGCACCGUUAUUAGUUAUUAUGGUGUUCGCGACGUAUGGAUAUUGGCAAUGUUUCGUUUUACUUUUACUGUCAGUUAUCGCGUCACAAACAUAUGCUGCAGUCGCUCCGAGUAAAGAAGAAUGUUGGUGGACCGGAUGCCAGGCGAGCACGUGGGCCGUGACCGGAUGCGAUCAGUACAAUCGGACGCAGAAAAAUGUCAAAGUUUGCGACGGCGGUUCGGAAUAUUACUGCUGUCCGCCCGACCUGGACGUAGAGCCAGCCGAAGACUGUUGGUGGACUGGGUGUCAGCCGAACAACUGGGCGGUCAAGGGCUGCGACAACUUCAACAGAACUGAAAGAGAGCGGACGGCGUGCGAGGAGGACGGCUUCAAAUACGAAUGCUGCAGUGCUCAUGACACCGCCGAUUCGGACGAAAACCGUUGGUCGUCAGGGUUAGGUUAGGGUUAGGUUACUAUAAUACUAGGGCACCCCUAUGUCAGAAUUUUCCACAGUAAAUUAUACCAUAGUUAGUAACUGAUUAGUAACCACCCGUUUCUACAAAUUCGGAAUUCAUUACUUGAUUUUCACCAUGGAAAAUCCAUUUUUCUUCCUGGGGUGCUGCGGUAUCGGUACACCAGCAUCCCCCUUAAAGGGAAGUGCAUUUAUUGAAAUUAUUAAAGUAUAGAAACAAAUUUUAGUAACCAAUUAGUAUCAUUCGUAACCACAAAUUCGGAAUUCAUAACUUGAUUUCCACCUUGAAAAUCCACUUUUCUCCUGAGGGUGCUGCGGUAACGUUACGAAUGUGGUAUAAUGCUUAUUUUUUUUUUAACGAUUUUCUUAAAAAGACAUAACCUGUUAUAAUUCACUUAAUUAAAAGUUCAGUUUUUUUACUGUCAUCUGAAAAUGUAUCAAAUAAAUAUUUUAUCGACAUCGUACCUAAUAACAAAUAUUGUCAAAUACGUUUCUCGUUUUGCUUUAAAUUUGAAAUAUAUUUUCUAACAUAAUUUUUUCUUACAUAGGGAUCUUAAUUGUUAUUUUACUGUAGGAUGAUCCUAUAGGAGAUGCUAUAGGAUAAUCUACGUCCUUAAAUCAUAGAUAAACCAAACCAUGUGAAAAAUCCCUUUGUAUGUAUUCUAUAUGAAAUAAAAAUUAUAAUAAAUAGUGCUCUUCACUGUUAAAAUAUAAGUAAUAAUAAAAAGUUAUUCCUUCUAGUUCAAUCUAAAAUUGAUUAACAUAAAACAUUUUACUGCAUUAAAUUUGCAAAUUAGAACUUUAAUAUCUAUUUUUUUUAAGGAUUUAUGUUUUGAAUUUUCAUUUUUGUGUCAACAUAUAAUUCCCAUUUCUGAUUUGACCUACAAGAACACGCAGGAUAGUAUCCAACUGCACUUCGAAGACUACUUCUAUAGUUCUACACUUCUAUCACUGCCAUGAAAAUGUAUAACACUUGUUAACUUAUACAUGUUUUCUUUUAAUAUAAUAUGUUUUUCUGUUGA
Molecule: messenger RNA, 1930 nt
Organism: Acyrthosiphon pisum (pea aphid)
Lineage: Eukaryota; Metazoa; Arthropoda; Insecta; Hemiptera; Aphididae
Exons: 3
Coding region: 477-899 (140 amino acids)
Source: RefSeq, a predicted model, not a curated record